Messenger RNA from Xiphophorus maculatus (southern platyfish), 2887 nucleotides. Its product is annotated as claudin-3-like. Bases 1415 to 2059 code for a protein of 214 amino acids. Gene Ontology annotation, cellular component: bicellular tight junction; plasma membrane. NCBI's taxonomy places the organism in Eukaryota, Metazoa, Chordata, Actinopteri, Cyprinodontiformes, Poeciliidae. Gene Ontology annotation, molecular function: structural molecule activity. The transcript has a single exon. The record is from RefSeq and is a predicted model, not a curated record. Gene Ontology annotation, biological process: bicellular tight junction assembly; cell adhesion.
AGAGCGGAUCUUGAGACUGUUUAGUGUAUUUUAAUUGUCAAAAUAUUGACUUUAUUUUCCUUAAGUGACUAACUUGGUAGGUUUUUUUUCAUAACUGGUUGACACCUUGAAACACAGAUUCAAUAUUUCUGACAAUAAUGCCAUUUAUUGUGUGAAGUGCACCAGUCUCUCCAUACGUAUAUCCACAGAAUUAGAGUGAGAGAGUUUUUAAGAAAUGCUCAAAUGUCAUGUUUGCACAGUUUUUUCCCUUUGUCAGAUGUUUGGUUAGAGUUUAACCAAUACUGAGAAGAUUAUAUCCCCUGUAUGCUAAAGGUGUAUUUAUGGAACUGUUUUCCUUUGGCUCUUAUUUGUUCUUGGUGCAGUUAUUCCAGUUUGAGGCAGAGCUUUGGGAUGCUACCGGUUGGAGGAAACCGUGUGUUUGCACCAUCACCAGAGAAAUAUUUUUCUCUCUUUAUUUGUCACAAAAGAUAUGCACUGUAAAACACAAGUGGAGUUUAAAAUAAAAUGCAAACUCGUUGCCUCAAAAAAAUCAAAACUUAAAAAUGUUAGUGUCUUUAAGUUUACACAACUCAUUUAACUUGAUCAUUUUGAAUAAGUUGUAAUGACAUAAUAGCAAACAAAACUCUACUGUACAAACCUAAUUAAUUCUCUUUACUUAUAAAAUAUAUAUUUAAACUCGUUGCCUCAAAAUGUUUGUUUUCAUUAAAUUAAGUGAGUGACAUUAACUUGUGUAAUUUUAGUAAUAAUCUUAGUAUGUUGUAAUAACUUAAUGACAUUUUAUACAAAGAAAACUCCCUAAUUGAAACAGUUUCUGCUUUCUAUUUGUUUCUUUACUCAAACUUUGACAGAAAAUAUAGAAAGCAGUGCUAAGAUGUUUAAGAUGAACAAUUUAAGUUAUGUUCACUUGAAAUCUUUUAUUAAACAGAAUGUUUUUUUGUUUAACAUAGCGUAGCCUUUCGUUCGGUUGAAUGUCUGCAUGUAAAACAAAACUUAAUGCUCUUUUUUGACCUACUUAUUUUCCCCUCUGUACAGAUUUCAGUUUAAUCAUCCAUAAGAAUAUAUAUGCAGUUCCCUGGAGAAUAAAGGUGUAGUAGGUAAUAAAGAGUGGAUUGUUCCUGGAAGCCAGGAGUCAUUUCACCAGCGCCCAUCCCAUAACCACAUCACUAAGUCACACCCUGCCUCCAUCCUUUCUCUCCUCUACUUUGCUCACCAUUACCAGGUGGAGGUUGUUGUGUUUUUUCUCUGUAUGUGAAGACAGCCUCCCGUUGACAUCAUUGCCACUCCUCCUUACUCCCAUGAGGUAUAAAGGAUCCGGUUUCUGUGCCAGCAUCCAUCAGCCAUCACAGGUGUUCCACUCCAGCUGAAUAACAAAGAGUCUUUGUUCGUUGAAAAACUCUGUGAAGAUUCUGCAAACAUGUCGAUGGGUUUGGAGAUUGUGGGCAUUGCCCUUGGAUUCCUUGGGCUCAUUCUUGCUAUGGUGACGUGUGCUCUCCCAAUGUGGAGGGUGACAGCCUUCAUCGGCGCCAACAUCGUCACUUCUCAGGUCAUCUGGGAGGGCUUGUGGAUGAACUGCGUCACCCAGAGCACAGGUCAGAUGCAGUGCAAGGUCUAUGACUCCAUGCUAGCCUUGACUCAGGACCUCCAAGCCUCCAGGGCAAUGACGAUCAUCGCCAUUAUUCUCGGAGUCCUGGGCGUCAUGAUCUCCAUCGUUGGAGCCAAGUGCACCAACUGCAUCGAAGACGAGGCAGGCAAGGCCAAAGUGAUGAUCAUCUCUGGGAUUUUCUUUGUUCUCGCCGGCAUUUUGGUGCUGAUCCCGGUGUCUUGGUCUGCCCACGUAAUCAUCCGGGAAUUUUAUGACCCCUUGUUGGUCAGCGCUCAGAAAAGAGAGAUUGGGGCUUCGCUCUACAUUGGUUGGGGUUCAGCCGCCCUGUGCCUGAUUGGAGGGGCCAUGCUAUGCAGCCGCUGUCCGCCCCAAGACAAGUACAAGGCACCUCGGAUGGCGUACAACGCCCCACGCAGCGUCAGUGCUGGAGGGUACGACAAAAAAGACUACGUCUGAACUGUCCUGACAUGUCUGGGAAACUGUUGUAGUUCUGUGUUGUGUGUAUGUGUUUUGCUGUCUAAAAAUCACAGGGUGAGCCCCUCUAAAGACUCCGACAUGAAGAUUUUGUGCAAAUGUUGAUCUUUCUCCCGUCCUUUUGGUCAAAUUGUUCAUUUACAUCCUCUUGGUUUAUUAUGAUUGAUUAGAAUAGGAGCCUGUUUUCCUGCUAACUAUUAUCUUUCUAGGUAAAAAUAUUAACUACUGUCUCUGUUGCUGUAAAACAGACAUUCACACCUGCUCCCUGCUUGUGUAGGACUUCACCGGCGGCGCGGUGUCGUGUUACACUGAAACUUGCUGUUAAAACAUUGUGUGUCAUGCCCCCAACAAUGACGAGGAAGAGCCGGCUCUCGUUUUACAUGGAUUUGUUUGCGUGAUUGUUCCUUGUGCGUGUCUGUGUGUGCUUUUUGCAUGUAAUAUUUGCUUAAGAGGGUUUCAGUCGAGACUGAAACUGAAGAUGGAUCACUGAUAUUCAUUUUAUCACUGUUUUUAGUUUCACUGUGUUUAAAAAAAUAUAUUUUCUAUUUUUUGUUAUUGAAUGCUCAAUAAAUUAGGAUUUAUUGAGCAUUCAAUGUGGGGUAACAUUUCAACUUGAUGUGUAUUUUGAAUUUAGUCUUAUUUACGCUGGUCAAACAAAUAUUCAGUGGACUUUUUUUCUUUUAUUUUGAUGUUUCCUUACUGUUUUAUACAAUGUUGACUCAUUUACAAAUUUCGGCUCAGUUAUUGCUGUUGAACCUGUAGAAAGAAAGAAAUUAACAUUUUAUAACCUUAUUGAAUAUUUUAAUAAAA